Psylliodes chrysocephalus is the source of this 2577-nucleotide messenger RNA. Lineage: Eukaryota; Metazoa; Arthropoda; Insecta; Coleoptera; Chrysomelidae. The record is from the annotation of a GenBank genome assembly.
GAGUCUGUUCUUGAAGACCCUUCUUCUUCUGUCAUCUGUGUAGUCUUCAGUAUCGCUGCUUGUAUCAUUAUUUGGAUACAGGUGUCGAUCAUUUGCUCCAGCCAUUUUAACUGGUGGAAGCAUACACUUGAUAAAUAUAUAUAAAUAAUCACUGCAAAUUUCUCUGGAACCAAUCCAGAACAUAAAGAAUACUAUCUACAUUAGAAAAUACACAAAUUAUGUUCGAAGAAAUGUUUCACAUUCACACUACCCUUUCUUGUUGUCUUUUUAAAUUCUGGAAAGUUGAAAGUUUAAUGACAGUUUGACAUUUUGACAAUUGCUUUUUGACACUGCAUUUUCAUCUUUUGUGUAUUUUAUUCCAAAUCUAAACAUAUUUAGAAAGCAGAUUUGUAUAAAUUAAAGUAAUACAGUAGCAAAGUAAUCCGUCUUAUCGUAUUAAAUAAUAUUUUUAUACAUUUUCAAAACGAUGAAUAAAUUUUAAACGAUUCAGUGCAGCCAACCCAAACAUGGUAAAAAUAAAUUUUCCCUAAAGUAAAAUAACACAUUUUCUCAAAUUUCACAAUAAUUACCGUACAUUUUUCAAGUAAACAUUGAAAAACACAAUCAAUUUUAUUUAUAUUUCAUCCGAAGUUCAUAUUUUUUAUUAAAUUGUUUGUAGUUAGGAAAAACAAAUUUUUUGUUUUUAUUGGAGAACUAAUCCAUUUAUAUCGAUAAGUGGGGGAACCGAAGCUAUAUAAUCGGCGAAGCAUUUCAUUUUUAGACAUUACAAUUUGUGAAAUAGUAGUAAGAGCUAGAAAGAUACGGUGUUCAAUUCAGUGAAAAAUCUUACAAAUUUCCGAGAGAAUUUCAAAUAAUAUUCAGAAUGCAGAUAUUUGUUAAGACCCUGACAGGGAAAACUAUCACUCUCGAGGUUGAACCAUCCGACACUAUUGAAAAUGUCAAAGCCAAGAUCCAGGAUAAGGAAGGAAUCCCCCCAGACCAGCAAAGGUUGAUCUUUGCCGGUAAACAAUUAGAAGAUGGCAGAACAUUAUCUGACUAUAAUAUCCAGAAAGAGUCGACUCUCCAUUUGGUACUUAGACUUCGUGGUGGUAUGCAGAUCUUCGUCAAAACUCUGACUGGAAAGACCAUUACUCUGGAAGUAGAACCUUCAGACACUAUUGAGAAUGUUAAGGCUAAAAUACAAGACAAAGAAGGUAUCCCACCAGACCAACAAAGAUUGAUCUUCGCAGGAAAACAGCUAGAAGACGGGCGUACUCUAUCUGAUUACAACAUCCAGAAGGAGUCUACCCUGCAUUUGGUGCUUAGACUUCGUGGUGGUAUGCAAAUCUUCGUCAAAACUUUGACUGGUAAAACAAUCACCUUAGAAGUUGAGGCAUCAGACACCAUUGAAAACGUCAAAGCCAAGAUCCAGGAUAAGGAAGGCAUCCCACCAGACCAACAGAGGUUGAUCUUUGCUGGUAAACAGUUAGAAGACGGCAGAACAUUAUCUGACUAUAAUAUCCAAAAAGAGUCUACUCUCCAUUUGGUACUUAGACUUCGCGGUGGUAUGCAAAUCUUCGUCAAAACUCUGACUGGAAAGACCAUCACUCUAGAAGUCGAACCAUCAGACACCAUUGAGAACGUCAAAGCCAAGAUCCAGGAUAAGGAAGGAAUUCCUCCAGACCAGCAAAGAUUGAUCUUCGCUGGUAAACAGCUAGAAGAUGGACGCACUCUCUCAGACUACAAUAUCCAGAAAGAAUCUACUCUCCAUUUGGUACUCAGACUUCGUGGUGGUAUGCAGAUCUUCGUGAAAACUCUGACUGGAAAGACCAUCACUCUUGAAGUAGAGCCAUCUGAUACUAUUGAAAACGUUAAAGCUAAGAUUCAAGAUAAAGAAGGUAUCCCACCAGACCAGCAAAGGUUGAUAUUUGCCGGUAAACAAUUAGAAGACGGUAGAACUUUAUCUGACUACAAUAUCCAGAAAGAGUCCACUCUCCAUUUGGUACUUAGACUUCGUGGUGGUAUGCAGAUCUUCGUCAAAACUUUGACUGGUAAAACAAUCACGUUAGAAGUCGAACCGUCUGAUACUAUAGAAAAUGUUAAAGCCAAAAUCCAAGAUAAAGAAGGUAUUCCCCCAGACCAGCAAAGAUUGAUAUUUGCAGGCAAACAACUAGAAGAUGGGCGUACUCUAUCUGAUUACAAUAUCCAGAAGGAGUCUACCCUCCAUUUAGUGCUUAGACUUAGAGGCGGUAUGCAGAUAUUCGUCAAAACCUUGACUGGAAAGACCAUUACUCUAGAAGUAGAACCAUCAGACACCAUUGAGAACGUCAAAGCUAAAAUUCAAGAUAAGGAGGGCAUCCCACCAGAUCAGCAAAGAUUGAUCUUUGCUGGUAAACAAUUGGAAGAUGGCAGAACAUUAUCUGACUACAACAUCCAAAAAGAAUCAACUUUACAUUUAGUACUCCGUCUUAGAGGAGGACAAUAGUAUUUUCUAUUUAAUUUUUUAUUUCAUUCCUCCCAAUGAUUUUUAACAAGGCUGAUUAUUUCAAUAUUGCUUCAGAUUUGUGAAACAAAAAAUAAAUGGAAUAUUGCAAGUAA